AUUUUUGGGAUCUCUGGGUCUUUUUAAAGACUCCUUUCCAGACCUGGGCUUCGUCUUUUGCAGUGGCAAUGGUGAAACGUCACCGUUAGUAGUUAUUUUUAGUCUAAGAUAAGGUUUGAUCUGACUCUGACAAACUGGCCCUAAGUGGAACUGUGCGCUUACCCACCACAUUCAUCACCGUCUUUACUGGGUUUACAGGGCCACGCAUGCUGUCUGACCAGUGCGCCACCCACGGUCGGAACCAUGCAGGGUUGGAGCACAGCUCCGCCUUGGCUGGUGCCAUCUGGGAUCAGAAGUGGCAUCCACAAUGCUGGUCAAAAAAAGACUGAGGUCAAAUAUCAGAUAGCAGGUGGCAGUGACAUGCAGACAACACAUGGAGCCCUGUUACUGCACCCCUCUGCUGGACUGCCCCAAAGCCCUCAGACAAGAACAGUACAAAUGCAUAGCUUUGAAAUCCACGGCCCUCUUCAGUGCAGCAAAGGUAGAGUGACACUCCGGGGCUUCUGAAGUUAAGGCGCCUAUGUCAGCUUCUCCGAUUUCAAAGCAAAAGUGCAGCAUUCCUUUCCUGUAAAACGGAUCCAAAAUGUCUUACAAGACUAGAUACUCUGAAUGGCGAACAGACUCACACUCGUUAAAACCGGAGAUUGAUUUUAGCUCACCAGCUAUGGCGGUACUGGAAGUUGAACGCCUGCUCUUCUCAGGGAGAGCAAUCAAUAGUCAUGCUGAUGAGGUUUGGCCAAGACUUUAUAUCGGAGACAUGGACAUAGCUGAGAACCGCGCGGAACUUCGCCGCCAUAACUUCACUCACAUCCUGAACUGUGCGCACAGCUCCAGACGAGGCGCUGAGUACUACAACGGCAUGGGCAUCACGUACCUGGGCAUUGAGGCGCACGACUCCCCCGCCUAUGACAUGAGCGCCAACUUCAGCACUGCAGCGGCAUUCAUCCAUAAUGCGUUAAGAGGAGGCGGUAAGAUUCUCGUGCGCUCUGCCACAGUAGUGCUCGCGUACCUGAUGCUGAAACACGGCAUGAACCUCGUGCAGGCGGUCAGCACCGUGAAAGAGGGACGCGGCAUCAUCCCCAACCGAGGCUUCCUGCGGCAGCUUGUUGACCUGCAGGUUCAACUCUACGGCUGCAGGACCUGAACGUCUGCACCUGCUGCACCAUAGCAGGGUCUGGUGAAGUUAAGGUGGCUUUAAAUUUAGGAAUUAUUUGUUUAUGCUUUGUUUGUAUUUUUUUUUUCUCAUUAAUAAUUCUCUAAAGGAUAAAAUUUGAGAAUCGUAGACUUUAGCACUAAUAUUUCUUAUUUACACAGUAUUUAAUAUGGAAUAAAUAACAACACCUUAUACAGUCAUGUCUUAUACAGGUGUUCAUUUUUUUUUGGAGUGUUGCUUCCAGAACAGUACUGUGCCGGUUGAUCAGUUAUUUACCUUGGUUUUCUUUUUGAAUUGAUACAUGUAACUAUGCAGUGGGAUUAGAUUCAAUAUCUUUGAAAGUGUCUUUGCUUCACAGACAGUGAUGAGUUUACAUAUUGUAUAUUUGUGAUAUUUCAGCGGUUCUUUCCCCUGCAGGGAACAAGAACAGAUCUGUAAGAGCUCUGUUUAUUUAAAAAGCAUCACGUGAUUAUAUCACAUGAUAUUGGCAUCAGUGUUGAAUAACACUGAAUGAAAGAAAGUUAACAGAGCUAAUUAAAUAGUUAGGCGGAUAAAUUUAAAUGAUGCCACUUUUAUUUGAUGAUCAUACUGACACAACUCGUACCCUUUGUAGUAGGCAUGCAGAGACUGUUUUAGUAUUAUGUUGUUCAUUUAUUUUUGUUUUAUGUGUUAUUAAUUUAUUUUAGUAUUAUGUUGUUCAUUUAUUUUAGCAUUGUUACCUGUUAUUAUUCAGUCAUCUGGAUGAUCCCAGACAUUGAUGCUUUUGUGGUAAAUCUUAUAGCUCUAAUUUUAAUGGCUACAUUUUACAUAGUAGGUACAUUCUGAGGAAUUGUCAUUUUUAUUUUAUUUUAUUUUUUUACAUUAUAUUGAAAUAAAUCAGCCCCCUGUGAAACAAAAAAAGCAGUAUUUAUGUACUUUAUCAUUUUUGUGUGUAUAGGCUAAAUAUAGCCUAAAGAUGCGUUGUGUGCCUGCUGGCUUGUACGCUGGUUGUGCGCUAUUGUUGGUUACUCUAAAUAAAGAAAAAGAAGCCAUGGCGCUCUC
Electrophorus electricus (electric eel) is the source of this 2194-nucleotide messenger RNA. RefSeq names its product dual specificity protein phosphatase 26-like. Gene Ontology annotation, biological process: negative regulation of MAPK cascade; protein dephosphorylation. Gene Ontology annotation, molecular function: MAP kinase phosphatase activity; protein tyrosine/serine/threonine phosphatase activity. The record is from RefSeq and is a predicted model, not a curated record. Lineage: Eukaryota; Metazoa; Chordata; Actinopteri; Gymnotiformes; Gymnotidae. Gene Ontology annotation, cellular component: cytoplasm.